Crotalus tigris (Tiger rattlesnake) is the source of this 1472-nucleotide messenger RNA. RefSeq names its product actin alpha 2, smooth muscle (gene ACTA2). The coding region runs from base 157 to 1290 and encodes 377 amino acids. Lineage: Eukaryota; Metazoa; Chordata; Lepidosauria; Squamata; Viperidae. The record is from RefSeq and is a predicted model, not a curated record. Gene Ontology annotation, biological process: vascular associated smooth muscle contraction. The transcript is spliced from 9 exons. Gene Ontology annotation, cellular component: cytoplasm.
GACUGGGUUUGCUCCUUGUUUGGUGAGCUGGUGGGAGGAGACAGGCUAUAUAGUCAGAGAAUAUGCCAUUUCUCAGUGCACCAUCCCAGGACGGCACGCCCUGAGCUGAGAAGGGACAAUACCUGUGUGGAAAGUCUCAGAAAGUGACUGCAGAAGAUGUGUGAGGAAGAGGACAGUACGGCACUGGUUUGCGAUAAUGGCUCUGGCCUAUGUAAGGCAGGCUUUGCUGGUGAUGAUGCUCCCAGGGCUGUCUUCCCAUCCAUCGUAGGACGUCCAAGGCAUCAGGGUGUGAUGGUAGGCAUGGGACAAAAAGACAGCUAUGUAGGAGAUGAAGCUCAAAGCAAGAGAGGAAUCCUGACACUGAAAUACCCCAUAGAACAUGGCAUCAUCACAAACUGGGACGAUAUGGAGAAGAUUUGGCAUCAUUCAUUCUAUAAUGAGCUUCGUGUGGCUCCUGAAGAACAUCCAACCUUGCUUACAGAGGCACCUUUGAAUCCAAAGGCUAAUCGAGAAAAAAUGACACAGAUUAUGUUUGAGACAUUCAAUGUCCCAGCCAUGUAUGUUGCUAUUCAGGCUGUUCUGUCUCUCUAUGCCUCUGGACGUACAACAGGGAUUGUGCUCGACUCUGGUGAUGGUGUCACCCACAAUGUGCCAAUCUAUGAAGGCUAUGCUCUGCCCCAUGCCAUCAUGCGCCUGGACCUGGCUGGCCGUGAUCUUACUGACUACCUCAUGAAAAUCUUGACAGAACGUGGCUACUCAUUUGUUACUACUGCUGAGCGUGAAAUUGUCCGCGACAUCAAGGAGAAACUCUGUUAUGUUGCCUUGGAUUUUGAAAACGAGAUGGCCACUGCUGCUUCUUCAUCAUCCCUAGAGAAAAGCUAUGAGUUGCCUGAUGGUCAGGUGAUUACUAUAGGGAAUGAGCGUUUCCGCUGCCCAGAGACCCUCUUUCAACCAUCUUUCAUUGGCAUGGAAUCUGCCGGCAUUCAUGAAACUACCUACAACAGCAUCAUGAAGUGUGACAUAGACAUCAGAAAAGACCUUUAUGCAAACAAUGUCCUAUCUGGUGGGACCACCAUGUAUCCUGGCAUUGCAGAUCGUAUGCAAAAGGAAAUCACUGCCCUGGCUCCCAGCACUAUGAAAAUAAAGAUUAUUGCUCCACCUGAGCGCAAGUAUUCGGUCUGGAUUGGAGGAUCUAUUCUUGCUUCUCUUUCUACCUUCCAACAGAUGUGGAUCAGCAAACCAGAGUAUGAUGAAGCUGGCCCAUCCAUUGUUCACCGCAAAUGCUUCUGAGUUGCUUCCCCUUCUGUGAAAAAUAUUCUUAUUAGCCUACCCCAAAUUCCUUUCUUUCAAUUAGCUGGAUUUCCAAUAAGAUGUAUUUGAAGUUUUCAGGGGGCAGAGGAGGAAAGAAUUGUAAACAUGCUUGUCAGGUGCUUUGAAUUUUUAUUAAUAAACCUCAACUUUUUCAUACUCUA